UCAAUCAAUCAAGUAUGUUGCGAAAAAUCGCCAUUUUGUGUACUUUAAUCGGCGCCAUUUUGGCAAGUUGCGACAAAGAGAUCGUGAGGCCUGUGGAAUGGACUGGAGGCAAUUUCGAGUGGCCUAACGGGGCCACCAAGUCCAUUUAUCGCUCCUCGGGACGUUUUAUUCCAAAAAACGCUAUUGCAACCCGUGCCCAAAUCUACAAAGAUGACGUCAUUGUGGCCCUUCCCCGGUACAAGGCUGGCGUCCCUGCCACUUUGGCCAAACUAUCGUUGAAACACAAAGGAUGUGAGGCGUCUUUGACCCCAUUCCCGUGCUGGUCCACCCAGGAGGAGGGCAAUUGCAAUGCGUUGCAGUCAGUGGUGGAUAUUUUCGCCGACGCCAAUGAGGUUCUGUGGGUGUUGGAUGUGGGCGUGGUUAAUACUUUGGAGACGCCAAUCAGACGCUGUCCCCCGAAAGUGGUAGCGAUCUCGCUGCGAACCGGGAAGGUUGUCAAGACGUUGGAUUUAUCGGGAUUGGUGGCUCAAGCGUCGAGGUUGCAAUACAUCGCUGUGGAAUACGCCCCUGAUGGACGCCCCUAUGCUUACGUCAGCGACGCGGCGACUAGAUCUAUUCUAGUGUUUGAUGUUGCUGGGAAUAGGGGAUACAGGGUGGUGCUCCCGAAGGCCGUGGUCGGGAAUGGGAAACGGGAUGUUCUCUACAUUGCCCUCAUCCAAAAGGGAUGCGGAAACAAUUUCAUCCUUUUCUCCUAUCUGUCAUCGCCUAAAGUCUUCACAAUUCGGACGGAUUACCUCAGGGCGGGUUGCACAUCGGGAAAAAUCGUCGAUAGUGGUUCCAAAGACGGGAAAAUCAUCAUCCUGGGUACCGAUCUUGGUACCGCUGUUUUCUUCCGGUAUGAGGGUAAACCGGAAGUGUACCGAUGGGACGCCAACCUUCCUCUAGCUCCAGGACUCCCAGUUCUAGUCUACAAAUCCAAAAAGUGCUACUUGUCCACACACGCCAUCCCUGACCUCAAACGCGAAAGAAUGAGGAUCCUUGAAAGCAACUUCCCUGACUUUAUCCAAAACACUGUAGGCUGUGGAGCCUCACAAAGGGUGACUUUGAUGGGAGGCUGUGUUAAUCCCAAAAACCCAUUACCCGUACACACGUAAACUGAUUUAUUGUUGAUUUGUUGAAUAAAGACGAUAUUACAAGAAAA
Tribolium madens (black flour beetle) is the source of this 1201-nucleotide messenger RNA. It is a transcript of the gene yellow-g2, whose product is annotated as protein yellow. Lineage: Eukaryota; Metazoa; Arthropoda; Insecta; Coleoptera; Tenebrionidae. Gene Ontology annotation, cellular component: extracellular region. Bases 15 to 1154 code for a protein of 379 amino acids. The transcript has a single exon. The record is from RefSeq and is a predicted model, not a curated record.